Molecule: messenger RNA, 775 nt
Organism: Chara braunii
Lineage: Eukaryota; Viridiplantae; Streptophyta; Charophyceae; Charales; Characeae
Source: the annotation of a GenBank genome assembly
CCAGAAGAUAACGAGGAACGAGAAUUUCUGCGGCAGUUAAUUAACGAGAAAAAGGAGGAGCAGAUGCGCAGGAGGGAGCUAGAAGACAAGAAGAAGAUGGAUGAGUUAAUCAGGAGGGAAAUCGAAAGGAAUUCGGAAGUUCUUGAGGCGCGUGUGAUGUCGAAAAUCGGACGCCAGUUUCUCGUCGCACGUGAGGAGGCGAGGAUGGAAGAGUCGCGGUCUCAUAUUUUUCGCACUCGCCGCAGUGUGACACGCGAUAAAAUGGAUGAAUAUGCAGAUAAGGGUACUGAGGACAUUGAGGAUGAAAUUGCUAAGUUGUAUGAGAUUCGUGAGAAGAAGAGGAAGGCAAAAGCGUCAGUUGAAGGGGAGGGAAGAAGACCAUUUAGGCAACCAGUGUUCGGGAGGAAUGGUUCGGUGGAGGAUGGACCAAUAGGUGAGUCCUCCAAAAUGGAGGAGGAACGUGGUCGAACGAAGAUUGCGGCUGGGAGUGGACCAGAUGGUUUCCUAGCUUAUGUUUUGGCGCAACGACGGCUCCUGACUCCGAAAACCAAGGAGCAACUGAAGGCGAUCUGUCGCCAGGAGAACGUGACGUACACUACGAAGGGACCCACGAUCAAGAGUAUAAUUGAGGCCAGAGCAAAGGUUGCUUACGAAGGAUUCAUUUUCACACCAUCCACGUCGUCGACAUCGCCGGAUGAGGAACGUACGCCGUCAGAGUGAUUAGCACAGGCGACUAGGUACCGACUUUGGUCUAAUCUGCUAGAGUGCAUGUCUC